Molecule: messenger RNA, 3154 nt
Organism: Loxodonta africana (African savanna elephant)
Lineage: Eukaryota; Metazoa; Chordata; Mammalia; Proboscidea; Elephantidae
Gene: TSLIG1
Product: zinc finger and BTB domain containing 8 opposite strand
Exons: 7
Coding region: 739-1281 (180 amino acids)
Biological process (GO): tRNA splicing, via endonucleolytic cleavage and ligation
Cellular component (GO): tRNA-splicing ligase complex
Source: RefSeq, a predicted model, not a curated record
CCAUUUUCUUAAAGGCUGUUAAUCUCAGGAUCCUCUCAAAGCACAGUACUCAGAUAAGAAAUCUAGAAUGUUGUUGGGUCUAGUUAUCAAUUCUGGAGGCAAUGGAGAGAAAAGGCCCCUACCGUUCAGGGCUUAAAAAAAAAAAAGUUGCCCUCGAGUCGAUUCCAACUCAUAGCGACCCUAUAAGACAGAGUGGAACUGCCCCAUAGGGUCUCCAAGGAGCGGCUGGUGGAUUCAAACUGCCUAUCUUUUGGUUAGCAGGGAGCUCUUAACCACUGAACCAUCACGGCCCAUUCAGUGCCAAAGCCAAAAAAAACCCACUGCUGUGGAGUGGAGUCAUACUCAUAGUGACCGUAAAGGACAGAGUAGAACUGCCCCAUAUGGUUUCCAAGGAGCACCUGGCGGAUUCAAACUGCCGAUCUUUUGCUUAGCAGCCAUAGCUCUUAACCAGUACACCACCCCACCAAGGUUUCCCAUUCAGGGCCAUAGGCCGUAACUCAGGUGUCCCUACUCCAAGGUCCUUCAACUUGCUUGUUGCUAAGAACUAUUGAUGAAGUAAGGUCAGAAAAUGGGGUCUUGGCCCUUUAAAGGUGCACUCCAGGCGGAGGGGCCUAGGACGGAAGGCUUCGGAGCUAAUAUUUGUACGCCAGCUCCGAAAUUGGAGUCUUGGCCCUUUAAAGGAGUGUGCCAGGGAGCAGAGUCAGAGCGGAAGUUGUAACCAGAUCCGAAGUCCAGCAGAUGAAGGGCGGAAGUAGGGUGCCCAACGUUGUAAUCAUGGCGCAAGACGGGGGACAAGAUGUAAGAGACUACAAUUUGACUGAGGAGCAGAAGGCAGUCAAGGCCAAGUAUCCUCCAGUCAAUCAGAAGUACGAGUAUUUGGAUCAUACAGCUGAUGUCCAGCUGCACGCAUGGGGAGACACUCUGGAGGAAGCAUUUGAGCAAUGUGCAAUGGCCAUGUUUGGCUACAUGACAGACACUGGGACUGUCGAGCCCCUUCAUACAGUAGAAGUAGAAACCCAAGGAGAUGACUUACAAUCUCUUCUGUUUCAUUUUUUGGAUGAGUGGCUUUACAAGUUCAGUGCUGAUGAGUUUUUCAUACCCCGGGAAGUGAAAGUACUCAGUAUCGAUCAAAGAAACUUCAAAUUACGGUCAAUUGGGUGGGGAGAAGAAUUUUCAUUGUCCAAGCACCCUCAGGGAACUGAAGUCAAGGCAAUAACAUACUCGGCAAUGCAGGUCUAUGAUGAAGAAAAGCCAGAAGUUUUUGUGAUCAUUGACAUUUAAGAUACAAAGAAAAGAGUCUCCUAUGAAGAACUGUUGUUUUUCUUCCUUUUGGGAAGAUACCGUGAUUUAACUUCUACAAUAUCCAUUGAUAAAUGGAAACAUGCAGAGCAAAAGAAUGUAACUUAAAGUGUGACUUUCAGAAAUGGAAAAUCAGGGCACAGCCUUGGUCAAUGUCAUCUGAGUAUUAAAAUUUUAAAGAAUUCUUCAGGUGGCAAGUAUGGUCCCUCAUUUAGUAAUUCCUUGCUGUGGCAGCAGGUGCCUCACACCCUUCAUCGGAAAGCCAUCCAUUCUGGUCCCAAAAAAGAUCAAUGAUGUAAGCAGUCCCGGAGAGCCCUUUACUCUGUGGGAGCCGGCUCCAGGAGUCAGGCCCAAGUGCAGCACUCUGGAGCCUUCGCCUGCUCCUCCCAAGCCUCCAUGCUCUUACCAAAUUCAUUAAAAAAAAAAAGGAAUUUGAAAAAAUACAAUCCUAUGCCUAGAAUUUUGCUUUUCUUCCAUGUUGGUUAAGACAGAUAUAUUUUAUAUAUGUACAUUGAGAGUUCGUGUUUUAGAUUGCUAUGGGACAGACCCAUCCUGUAUUGCAGUUGGUUUUCUUAGAAGAAGUAAGUAUACUUUAGCAACUGGAAGACUUCUCUAGGAAAAGCCCUGAUUUUUUGUUUCUCAUUUCACACAUUUUUUGAAGCACUAAUGUUUUGACACUUUUGUUUUCCCGUAAGAAAAAUCCUAUAUCUCUUAUAAAUGGGCCCGCCCUUCUUCUAACAUGUAAUUAUAAUUUAAAGCUUGUAUAUUUAUACUGUUAGAGAAGAAAAGGCAAACUUUUUUAUUUCUUUGUGAGUUUGUUUUUUUUUUUUUAAUUUAGCUACUCAUCUUUAAGGAUGAAAAAAAAAUAAAUUAAGGAUGAGCCCAGGAAAACAACUUGAAAUGAUCUGAACCUUUAGAAAUAGAUGACUUUUAAAAAAUGAAACUGCUUUAGUUUGAUUUGCGACUUUAUUCUAUUUUCUAUUGAUCGACUGGGGUAUUCUUUCUUGUGAUCAAAAGUUUGCAUAGUUGCAGUUUAUUCACAAGGAGAUAAGAAAAGAUUGCCACUGGGUGGUGCCAGAUAUUAUAGUAUCUGUUAACUUGAGCUGAAAGGAAGAGAUUGGCUUUGAACUUUGUAAUAGCUUUUUCUGAGCACUGUAUCACUGUUAUUUUUCUCUGGGUACGGUUAAGCACUGGACCACUGACAAAGGUUGGCAAUUCAGAUCCACCCAGGGGUGCCUCAGAAGAUGGGCCUGGUGGUCUGCUUCUGAAAGGUCACAGCCUUGAAAAUCGUAUGGAGCAGUUCUACUCUGCAUGCGUAGGGUCACCAUGAGUUGGUAGGGAAUCAAUUUGAUGGCAACUGACAAUAACAUUUAACAGAAAGUGGGGUUGGUGAAGACUAGUCCAGGAGCCUGUGGUUUGAACAGCUGUUCUUCAAAUGAAUAUGUAACAGGAUCACUGGGGUAGUGCCUCUCAGGCACAUUUUGUAAAUGUGAAUUAUUCCUCUCCAAGCAACAGGGGCUUUUUUACCUUUUGUUUGGUUGAGAUAGAGCUCUGUUUUUCAUGGACCGCUUUGCAUAUCAUGGGCUACUCUGGGGGUUGAUUGUGAGAAUGAACAAUGGAAUACCAUGAGGGCAAUGGAAGAUCCAACUCCAGAGCAAGAAGAGCGCUAGAAUUGGGAUAGAUUUAAAGCCAUGUAGGGCAUACACUUGGAUUCUGUAUGCUUUUGACGAGGAAGAAAAUUGUGAGUUAGCCACCAAUGCUCUAUGGUAGGGUUCAGUAAAAACAAGUCAGAUGUAACUAUGUAAUAUUAUAUUUUCUUCACAAUAAAGGUAUUACUUAUGACAUUCUAAUAUAA